Molecule: messenger RNA, 261 nt
Organism: Guillardia theta CCMP2712
Lineage: Eukaryota; Cryptophyceae; Pyrenomonadales; Geminigeraceae
Exons: 1
Cellular component (GO): membrane
Source: RefSeq, a predicted model, not a curated record
CGGGUGGAGGUGCAGCACAACGGAGCAUGGGGAACGGUUUGUGACGACGACUUCUCGAGCCCAGACGCACAAGUAGUCUGCAGGCAAGUCGGAUGUACGACAACGUACGCGAUGUCGGUUGGCUCCUUCGGGGGAGGGACCGGAACCAUCUGGAUGGAUCAAGUGUCAUGCAGCGGCAGCGAGUCGCAGCUUACGUCAUGCUCCUUUGGAGGGUGGGCUUCCCAUGAUUGCGUACACAGCGAAGACGUGGCUGUCUGCUGU